Molecule: messenger RNA, 3688 nt
Organism: Drosophila simulans
Lineage: Eukaryota; Metazoa; Arthropoda; Insecta; Diptera; Drosophilidae
Exons: 5
Coding region: 58-888 (276 amino acids)
Source: RefSeq, a predicted model, not a curated record
CAGAAUGUCGGCUCCAAAUCGGAGCACAGAUGGCUCAGUUGGUCCUGGGACAACAAUAUGGUGCUCAUGGAGAGCUACUUCUUUUGUGCUUCGGUGCGACUGGGUGUCCUGGUCACUUGCAUUGCAGCCACCAUAAAAAACAGCAUCUUCAUGUGGCUGAUAUUCGCCGACGGAACAUCUUUCCUGUACUUCUUCAUCAACAUUCUGGAAACCCAUUAUAGAACCAGCAUAAUUGUUAAGGAGUCCGUCACCUGGGCGGAACAUUAUUCCAAGGAGCUCAUGAUGUUUAUACAACUCUACAGCUUUUGCCACAUUGCAACUUGUUUUUCGGCGGCUUAUGGAGCAUAUAAGCUCAAGAAAUACCAUGUUAUACCUUUGGCAAUCUUCGAAUUCAUUUACACAGUCCAGGUGGUUGUACUCGUCAUUAUAACGCUUCGGAUUGCCAGGCACAUUGUGCCAUUGGCCACCUUAAUUCUGAUGACCCUUGCCCUUUCAUUUUACGCAAUGCUUGUGGCCUAUGACACAUUGGCGUUGAUUGCCUUCGUGCAAAUAAUGUUUCUGGUGCGGAGUCAACGAUAUAUACGACUCUACGGUCCAGAUCCUUUGAAUCCUGUAACAAACGGAGUGCAAUCCAAUCAAAUGGCAUCUAAAAAUCCGAUCACACAACAGCCAAUAAUUAUUUACGUAAUGCCCAAAGCGGGGCAAAAAUUGUGGGAUGUGCCACAAUCGAAGUGGUGGCAGGAUGAAAAAACUGAUGUCAGCGUUCCACAAAAAGCAAAUUAUGAAGAGUCCUCUGAAUUUUUUCAGCGGCAGGAGCUGCUGUCAAAAGUUUUACUACGCAAUGCCAUCAAAGAAGACUACCUGCACAAGGAAAGAGUUGCAAUCUAAACAUUUAUGUGGAACUCAGGAGAAUUUAAAGUUCAUAAAACAAAUAAUUUAAAAUUUAUGUUCUAUAUAUUACAAUACAUGAAACAGCAGUAUUACUAACACAAGUGCUCUAAGGUGAAGCAAUCAGUUUCCCUAGGUAUAUGGAAUUGUAUCCAUUAGGUCUUAAUUGUGACUCACUAGUUGUAUAAAAUCGCUUAACAUAAUAUAUUUUCAGUCUUCGACUAGCUCUUGUCGAACGCGGUUGUAAAAAUUGAACGCUGCGAUCGUUAUCUUCUGUUCUCUCUGAGAACAUUUUGGUGUACAUUAGAUAUUUUCUGUUUUCUUCUUUAAUUGUGAUAUUCGCAAAGGACUACAAUCAAACGUUCAAGUGAUGCAAUUGGUGAUGCUGAAGCAUCUGCCGUUGAAAAAAUGCGUACUAAAAGGAAUAAACCACUAGUGGAGCGCCAGAACGAACGGGGCUCCAAGCAAUUUACAAAUUAUUUUCGUCCACUACAAACUUUAGACGAUGAUAAUGAUGAUAAACCUAUUGAAACGGACACACUUGAUGAAAUAAUAAUCAAACCACCUCCUAUAACAUUAAUUAAACAAAAUACAAAAUUUGUACACGAGCUAAUGGCUAAAAUUAAAACUGAUGAUUACUUUAUUAAAACCAUCUCAAUUGGAAUUAAAAUAUUUUUACCAAAUAUGGACUGUUUCAAUGCAGCUUGUAACCAACUCAAGGAACAUAACUGUGAGUUCUACACGUACGAUACUAGAUCAAACAAGCCAUACAAAGCCAUUUUAUCCGGGCUGGAUAAACUACCAAUUGAAACUGUCAAAUCCAUGCUACAAAACCUAGGAUUACAAUGCACCGAAGUCAAAAUUGUGGAAAAGAAAACUAAGUCUGAUCAUGAAUUAUUACUGUACAUUGUUUAUUUCGUAAACAAAAGUAUCACAGUAAAGGAACUGCGCAAAAACUUUAUGUAUGUCAACCACACUAAAGUACGCUGGGAGUAUAAAGUGAAAUUGCAGAAUAAAAUUACUCAAUGCUACAAUUGCCAACUAUUUGGACAUGGAUCAAAUAAUUGUUCAGUUAAAACAUCAUGUGCCCAUUGUGCUGGAUCACACCAGACUGCCGUAUGUAUGGACGUAAACAACAAAAAAUGCGCUAACUGUAAAGGCGACCAUCCAUCGACAGAACUGACAUGCCCAUGCCGAAUUUCUUAUCUCAAUUUACUUUCCAAACGCUCAUCACAACGCAUUGGAAGAAAUAACUUGGAAGCUCAUGGAAUGAGGAAUUCUAAGCAACACAUCGCUCCAUCUGCUCUCUUUGGAAAUCAACCCCAGAUCUCAUUGCCUACUCAAACUAAGAGAGUGCAACAACUCAACUUUGGUAGCUAUAGUAAUGCACUCACCAAUAUUCAUACUUUGCCUAAUCCCAAAGCAAAUAUCACAAAUGAAACUAAUCUCUUUUCAUGUGAAGAGAUAAAUUCUCUUUUGUCUGAAUUAAUAACAAGACUUAAUGAAUGCUCCAAUAAGGGAGAGCAAUUUCAAGCAAUUUCUCAGUUAGCGAUUAAGUAUGUUUACACAAACAAAUAAUUUUAUUGAUAAUUUGAAUAUUAUGGCAUGGAAUGCUCGUGCCGUUAGAAACAAACGUAUAGAACUAAUCAAGUUCUUAGAAAAUAAUCACAUUCACAUAGCACUUAUAAAUGAAACGUGGCUGACUCAUAGUGACCGUUUUAAUAUACCCGAAUACACUAUAUACAGAAAUGACAGGAAGGAAAGUAGGGGAGGCGGCGUUGCCAUUGCAGUUAGUAACACAUUGAUACAUGAACAAAUACCCUGCAUUAAAAGUCAUGUUAUUGAAAAUGUAGGUAUACAAAUCAACACUGACUCUAAUUCCAGUCUAAAAAUUUACUCUAUUUACUUUGCUGGAAAUACUUCAAAAUGUAUUCCUAGUUCAUGUGACUUAUCUUGGGACCAUAAUCAUUUAAAAAGUUUGUAUAGAUCUGAUCUCCUUAAGAUCUCACAAAUAAAUGGAAAUUUUCUAAUUUGCGGGGACUUCAACUCGCGCCACAGAGCAUGGAAGUGUACCCGAGCCAAUGGUUGGGGCAAAAUUCUCAAUGAACUUUCAGAUCUGGGAAAAUUCAGUAUUUUGUACCCUACGCAACCCACAUAUAUUCCGCAUAACCAUAAAGCAAAAGCAUCAACAUUGGACCUAUGCCUCACUAAUAUCCCUAACCAGCUGGCUAAUCCAGCAGUAAUGCAAGAGCUUUCCUCUGAUCACCUACCAGUGGUUAUUAAAUACUCUACAAAUUUUAUGCGCAAUGUAAAAACAUAUCCGAUUUUGGGAAGGGCAAAUUGGGCGCUUUUUAAGAGAAUUAUAAAUGAAAGGCUGAUGGUUGAAGAGGUGGUUGUCAACUGCUCACAGAUAUCGACUUUGGAUAUUGAUAAUUUAAUCGGCUCUUUCACUAGAGUAAUCAAUUAUGCCUUUCUUAAAGCAGUCCCUCAUAAACCUAUACAUCACUCCAAGCUUACACUCCCUGUACAUAUAACUGAAUUAUUUAAAACAAGAAAUAUUAUCCAAAGACAAUGGUUUAGGUCACGUCAUCCAUUAUUAAAAUCAAGAUGUGAUCAUUUAAAUUACAUCAUACGAAAAGAGCUUUUCAUUUAUAAUAAUGCAAAAUGGAACAAUAAACUUCAAAAGCUGGAUAAAUGCAGCAAACCCUUUUGGAAUAUAACCAAAGCAAUUAAAAAAAGAAAACAAAUUGUUCCGUGUCUAAGUAAAGCUGAUGAAAUAUACGCUUCUGGAAAAGAAAAA